AGGAGAAUAUCAUUCGUAGCCUUGCAUUUGAGCACAUAACUUAUCUGCAGAGUCAGUCAUCAACGAAGUUAAAUUCUUUCGUGAAAUUCUAAAUCUAAUAACAACAAAAAUGUCUUACGCUACACUAGUGAACAAUUGCAACGCCAGCACUUUGGCUGAGCAAGGCAUCAACAAACCGAACUACACACCAAGGAAGGCGCUCAAAAAGGCAUUCAAACUAUUGAAACGCGUCUUCAAGCCAGUAACAGUCAGCAAGGUAGAUAACAACAACAAUACAAAGCAACAAAUCACAGCCGAAAACCCUCCAGCAGCAACUGAGCAGCAGCAAAGCCAAGAAGCCGAAACAUCCACAUUCAACGCUAGCAUCCUCACCAUUUGCUCAACACUAAGCGCUGAAGAGUACGAGAACGAACUGAACGAGUCAGCUGAAUUGGCAGCUAAAAUCAAAUUGAUCGCUGCUGAGUAAUCUGUUGUCGAAAACUACACUGCUUUAUUGAUAAUCAAGGAUGUUCUCCAUUAAGUAUCCUACUGGCAAGCCGCUAGUGCCUUCAAGGACUUGGUUCGUCCUUAAACCACACCGCUUACGUUACAUAAGCAGAAAGAGCUUUAAUAGUUUGUAAAAGAUAUGUUCGUGAUGCAGUCGAACUGCCCAGCAAUUUUAUCGUCGAUGCAAUCACGCCCUUUAAUCGUUCUGCGUGCGUGUUUCUUCGCUUCAUUGUGAACGUAACACGCCGUGGGCUGGCUUUUUGGAAGUGUCGACGAUGUUUAAAUGCUUUAAUUUUUUGAUUUUUAAUUUAAGAAUCAUUUGUCUUCCAAUUAGUUGUUAAGUACCAUUUUUUUUAUAAAAUUUAC
Zeugodacus cucurbitae (melon fly) is the source of this 852-nucleotide messenger RNA. RefSeq lists its product as uncharacterized. NCBI's taxonomy places the organism in Eukaryota, Metazoa, Arthropoda, Insecta, Diptera, Tephritidae. The transcript has a single exon. Bases 110 to 466 code for a protein of 118 amino acids. The record is from RefSeq and is a predicted model, not a curated record.